This is a messenger RNA of Candida dubliniensis CD36, 282 nucleotides long. Its product is annotated as proteasome regulatory particle lid subunit. Bases 1 to 282 code for a protein of 93 amino acids. Gene Ontology annotation, biological process: proteasome assembly; double-strand break repair via homologous recombination; mRNA export from nucleus. The record is from RefSeq and is a predicted model, not a curated record. The transcript has a single exon. Gene Ontology annotation, cellular component: proteasome complex; proteasome regulatory particle, lid subcomplex. Lineage: Eukaryota; Fungi; Ascomycota; Pichiomycetes; Serinales; Debaryomycetaceae.
AUGUCAGACGUCGCUAAACUAGAUUCUAAACCACCUGCUGCAGGUCCUCUGAAACAUACAUCAAAUCUUACUGAAGAAGAAAAGAAUGUUAUCAAGACAUUAGAAGAGGAUGAUGAAUUUGAAGAUUUCCCAGAAGAUGAUUCCAAGUGGUCAAAUAAUAGUACCAAUAAAUUAAGUGAACAAAAUUUAUGGGAGGAAGAUUGGGAUGAUGAUGAUGGCCAAGACGAGGUGUCCAACAAGUUAAGAGAAGAGUUAAAGAAAACGAUUAAACCAAUUCAAUAA